Exophiala aquamarina CBS 119918 is the source of this 1545-nucleotide messenger RNA. RefSeq names its product glycerol kinase. Gene Ontology annotation, biological process: glycerol-3-phosphate biosynthetic process; glycerol metabolic process; triglyceride metabolic process. Gene Ontology annotation, cellular component: mitochondrion. Bases 1 to 1545 code for a protein of 514 amino acids. NCBI's taxonomy places the organism in Eukaryota, Fungi, Ascomycota, Eurotiomycetes, Chaetothyriales, Herpotrichiellaceae. Gene Ontology annotation, molecular function: glycerol kinase activity. The transcript has 5 exons. The record is from RefSeq and is a predicted model, not a curated record.
AUGGGCGACACUCAGGCGUCGAAAGAAGUGUUCGUUGGGGCUAUUGAUCAAGGAACAACGAGCAGUCGAUUCCUCAUCUUCAACAAAAGCGGCGAGCCCGUGGCAUCGCAUCAGAUUGAGUUCAAGCAAUACUAUCCUCAACCAGGAUGGCAUGAACAUGAUCCGUUGGAGAUUAUCUCCUCAGUGGAGCAAUGCAUUGAUGGGGCUGUCAAAGACCUGGAGAACCAAGGUCAUGCAGGUAGCAGUAUCAAAGCCGUUGGCAUCACGAAUCAGCGUGAGACAACAGUGGUCUGGAAUCACGAAACAGGAGAGCCAUUGUACAAUGCCAUUGUCUGGACAGAUACCCGCACCCAAGCGCUAAUCCGUAAACUCAAGCGACGCUUGGGUGCCGAUCAACUCCCAGGUCUGUCCGGCUUACCGUUGUCGACUUAUCCCUCGGUGGGUAAAUUACUGUGGCUCCUGGAAAAUGAGCCCAAGGUGAAGGAGGCUUACGAAAAGGGGAUCCUUGCCUUCGGUACCAUUGACGCAUGGCUAGUGUACAAGCUCAACGGUGGACCCAAGAAGAAUGUCUUUGUGUCAGAUCCGACCAAUGCAUCGAGGACCCUGUUCAUGAAUCUGAAGACCCUGAAUUACGAUGAAUCACUUAUCGACUUCUUCAGGCUCGAUUCAACCAAGAUCCACUUGCCCAAGAUAACUCGCUCGUCCGAUCCCGAGGCAUAUGGACGACUUGAAUCCAGUGUUCUGAAGGGAACUCCAAUCACCGGCUGCUUGGGUGAUCAAUCAGCAGCGUUGGUCGGCCAAAAGGGGUUCACUCCUGGGUUGGCCAAAAAUACAUAUGGCACCGGUUGUUUCCUUUUAUACAAUGUUGGCGAUCAACCUGUGUUCUCAAAUCACGGCUUACUCGGUACUGUUGCCUAUGACUUUGGUGAGGGGAACCGGGCAUAUGCUCUCGAAGGCAGUAUAGCCGUCGCUGGUUCAAGUGUUAAAUUUCUAGUCGACAACCUCGGGUUCGUUGAAUCGUCCAGCAAGAUCAGCCAGUUGGCAUCCGAGGUUGAAGAUAAUGGCGGGCUGGUCUUUGUCACUGCCUUCAGUGGAUUGUUUGCCCCAUAUUGGAUAGAUGAUGCCAGAGGCACCCUCUAUGGCAUCACGGCUUACACCAAACGGGGGCAUAUUGCUCGAGCAACCCUUGAAGCGACCUGUUUCCAAACCAAGGCGAUUCUCAGUGCCAUGGAGAAAGAUUCUGGCAAGAAGCUGGCAGAACUGGCGGUUGAUGGCGGUAUGAGCAAUUCAGAUUUGACGAUGCAGACCCAAGCGGACUUGAUUCAAAUACCAGUACUCCGGCCUCAAAUGCGCGAGACCACGGCAUUAGGCGCAGCGAUCGCAGCUGGUCUUGCCGUGGGAGUUUGGCAAAGUGUGGAUGAGCUCAAAGAUGUCAAUGUCGAAGGCCGAACAGUCUUCUCGCCCAAGUUGGAAGAGUCCAAGAGUAAAGAAAUGUUUGGCAAGUGGGAGAAAGCGGUGCAGAUGUCCAAGGGGUGGGCAUCGUGA